AGAACCAUUACGGAUCAUAACACGCUUGCCAAAUCCAAUGGCAACAGUCAUUUCCAUCGCCACCGUCUCGGGGAUUCUCGUUGUUUGCUAUACACUUUUAUUCUCCGGAGGUUAUCAGAGAGAUCAGUCCCUUCGUUACAGCGUCGUGGUCGAAGGCGGGAGUAAGGUGAGCCUGAUCCACGUGUAUACGUAUGAGGUUGAGUACAAUAAACCUGUUUCAGAAUUUAGAGCAGCGGGUUACUAUAGUGUGAAGUUGCAUCCUGGUCUAUCGGCGUACGCUGAUGAUCAUGACGGAGCAAGUACAUCACUGAAGAAGCUGGUGGAGACGGCUAAAGGGAGGAUUCCGAAAAUAAUGUGGAAAGAGACUGAAGUGAGGUUAAUAGCGACGUCUGAGAAGAUAUUGCUUAAAGAACCUGUUCAGGAAAGGUUUCUCAAAGUUACCAGAGGAGUUCUUGAAUCUUCUGGUUUCAUGUUUCGAGAUGAAUGGGCCUCUAUUAUCUCUGGAUCUGAGGACGAUGUAAAUGCUUGGGUUGUUACAAACCUUGCCUUGGGUUCACUUGGAGGCGAUCCUGUUAAAUUAAGACGAUUUGCUGAGGUUAUUGAGCCGUUGCAGGUAAAGGAUAAGAAGUUUACGACGGUGUCGAUCCAAGGCCUCGCCAAUGAGGGUAGAAAAACAGUAACAUUUCUGUAUUAGUAAUGUGACCUAACUAAUCCCAAAAACUAGCUCAAGUGAGAAUGAUUGCCACAUUCAAUAUAUAUUGCCCAAAGAUCUUUAUCCCAAGCAAUGUGGGACUUUGGAACUCUAAUACUCUGUUCUGUUGAUUACUAUUAUGAUUUUGAUUUUGAUUUUGA
Molecule: messenger RNA, 852 nt
Organism: Capsella rubella
Lineage: Eukaryota; Viridiplantae; Streptophyta; Magnoliopsida; Brassicales; Brassicaceae
Product: probable apyrase 6
Exons: 2
Coding region: 38-694 (218 amino acids)
Biological process (GO): nucleoside diphosphate catabolic process
Cellular component (GO): membrane
Molecular function (GO): nucleoside diphosphate phosphatase activity
Source: RefSeq, a predicted model, not a curated record